Acipenser ruthenus (sterlet) is the source of this 4063-nucleotide messenger RNA. Its product is annotated as putative RNA-binding protein 15B. Gene Ontology annotation, molecular function: mRNA binding. The transcript has a single exon. Gene Ontology annotation, cellular component: nucleus. Gene Ontology annotation, biological process: regulation of alternative mRNA splicing, via spliceosome. The coding region runs from base 304 to 2805 and encodes 833 amino acids. NCBI's taxonomy places the organism in Eukaryota, Metazoa, Chordata, Actinopteri, Acipenseriformes, Acipenseridae. The record is from RefSeq and is a predicted model, not a curated record.
GUCGGCGUGUGACCUCAUUGCAAAUUACGCUGCGUAACGUUCUACGCAGGUUCCUCCCCUGCCGGAGCGCGCACAUUCCUUUUGUCCAAGAUGGCGGCGAAGGUGCAAUCUCUGUGAUGCUGGUUUAUUUUUAAAUUGUUUUUUAUUUUCUGCAGAGUGUGAGUGAAUAUAUUUUACAUCAGUGCAGGUGUUUUGAACCUAGUCGCCGUUUUGCAUAUUACGUUUUAAGGAUAUUACAAUUGGGAGCAGAGUAAACGAGGGUUUUUGGAGGAGGGACAAAAAAAGUUUGAGCAUAAUUAAAUAAUGAAGCGGCAGGGCGAGCGGGACGCCAGUCCUGGGAGAGCUGUGGCCAAAAGAAUAAGAGAGAGAGACCGGGACCGUGAAGCGGGACGAAGGGAAGACGGACCUUCACCUCUUGCAACGCUGGUAUCCGAAAGCAGGAAUUACCACAAGCAUCAGGCCCGCAGCCGGAGCAGGGACCGUGAGAAAUCCAACAGCAGCAGCCGGACUAGAGACGAGCGAGGCGGAGGGGACCCCCACCACAGGCAGCCUCAUCACGACCUCGGCCUUAACAGUCGCCUCCCGCUCCGGACUGGGGGGACCAAGAGCAAAACACCACUGGACAUAAUCAGCGGCGUGAGUAGUAGCAGCAGCAGCGGCGGCACCAGGGGUGGCAGUGUUUUGGAAUACAAGACUUUGCUCAUAAGCAACUUGGGCUCGCAGCUUUCGGACGAACAUGUGGAGGAUGGACUUUUCCACGAGUUUAAAAAGUUCGGGGACGUCAGCGUGAAACUGUCUCACACACCGGAACUUGGAAGAGUGGCCUACGUGAAUUUCAGGCACCCGGAGAACGCUAAGGAGGCCAAGCAUGCCAAAGGCAAGUUAGUUUUGUACGAUCGUCCACUUAAAGUAGAACCUGUGUACCCUAGAAGGCGGAGUUGCACUCCCCCAGAUGUGGGCUAUGUGCCACUUCAUAGCAGCUACCAAUACAGACAGAGAUCCUUGUCGCCAGUGGUUAGUAGUAUUAGAGAGCCCAGGCCAAGGCACUAUGCUGUGGAAGCUAUUGGACUGAGCAGGGAAAGAGAAAGGGCUCUAGAUUACUAUGGGAUGUUUGAUGAACGGGGGCGGUCUUUCACUUACCAAGUGCCAGAAGAGGAUUUGAUGCCUGAGGAUGACCAUAGGGCAACUAGAAACUUGUUUAUUGGCAACCUGGACCAUAAUGUUUCAGAAAGCGAGCUAAGGAGGGCUUUUGAUAAGUAUGGAAUGAUUGAGGAAGUUGUCAUAAAGCGUCCUGCCAGGGGCCAGGGGGGCGCAUAUGCUUUUUUGAAAUUCCAGAACCUGGACAUGGCUCACAGAGCCAAAGUGGCCAUGUCUGGCCGUGUGAUUGGUCGCAACCCUGUAAAAAUCGGCUAUGGCAAAGCCAACCCCACCACCCGCCUUUGGGUCGGGGGGCUUGGCCCAAAUACCUCAUUAGCUGCCCUGGCUCGAGAGUUUGACCGCUUUGGUAGCAUUAGGACCAUUGAUUAUGUGAAAGGAGACAGUUUUGCUUACAUUCAGUACGAGAGCCUUGAUGCAGCACAGGCAGCUUGUGCCCAGAUGCGGGGUUUCCCCCUGGGGGGCCCGGAUAGGAGGCUCCGAGUGGACUUUGCUAAAACAGAGGAGACCCGCAGCUACCCUCAGCAGUAUCAACCCCCAACUCCAUUACCAGUCCACUACGACCUGCUUGUUGAUGGUUAUAGUAGGCACCGUAGCCUAGAACGUGAGCUGAGGACUCGGGACCGAACUCCACCUCACUCUCUGUACUCGGAACGAGAUCGGGAAAGGGGUUUCCCUGAUGGUGACUGGACCAGUCCCUCCAAAAGCCUUGACCGGCGGAACAAUCUGGACAGCUUUGCGGUGCGCAGCCGUAGCAAAGACCGCUGGACAGCGGAGAGAGAAAAUGACAGGUCUAACAAACCCUGGGAUGAGCGUCGCAAACGCAGGAGCCUCUCCAGCGACCGCCCUUUUGAAGACAGGGGACGCCCGAAAAUCCGCGCUUCCUCUCCAGACCGCACCCCAGAGAAAAUCCGCCGGGAUGGCCGGCCCUUUGAGCUUGGGCUUGACCACCGCAUUGCCACUCCUGAUGGCCGACAUUCUGCAGCAGAGGACAAGCCGCACAUAGAUCUGCAUGAGUCCCCACAUGCCCGAAAGAAAGAGGGUGACCGCAACCAUAAGACCAACGAGUGCGAAGAGGCCAAAACUGAUGACAAAGCAGACACCAAAAUGCCAGAAACCUUGUCUGAAUAUGCCCAAACUCUGUCACUGGCUUGGCAAGGCAUCCUAGUGCUUAAAAACAGUUGUUUCCCCACAAACAUGCACGUCUUGGAAGGUAGUUCUGGGAUUGUCAACAUCCUCUUAAAAGACUAUGUGGCUGGCGGCAAGAUCACCCAGCUGAAAAUUGCUCAGCGCCUGCGUCUGGACCAACCCAAGCUGGACGAAGUUACCCGACGAAUUAAGCAAGGCAGCCCAGACGGUUACGCAGUGCUUCUGGCAGUUCAGGCUCUCCAGGAUAAGGAGGCACCCCCCCCAGAACCAGGACUUCAGAGGCGCCUGCUCAGGAAUUUGGUCUCAUACCUCAAGCAGAAGCAGGCAGCUGGGGUGAUCGGCUUACCUCUAGCGGGGGGCAAGGACAGAGACUUCACUGGGAUGCUUUAUGCUUUCCCUCCCUGCGAAUUCUCCCAACAGUACCUCCAGGGAGCCCUCAGGACUUUGGGCAAGCUGGAGGAGGAGCACCUUGUGAUUGUUAUUGUCAGAGACACUACUUAAAUGUGUGCAUUGUAAAAACAAUUGAUCUGCUUGUGUGUUUCAUGAAGAACUGAAGACUUGUAGCUGUAGCUGUCUUUUCUUUUUGGGGGAGGAGAGGUUGUACUGCUGCUAUGUUUUUAACAUAAGAUUUAAAGACAAACUGACUAGAUUUUUAAAUAGUUUUUAACUGUUACAAUGUCUAGUAGCAACUCUAGUAGUCUAGGCAAGUGUUUUUUUUUUUUUCCUCUUACUUUGCAUCAAUUUAAAUAGAGUUACGUUUUUAAAGAAAGCUGUUGGCACAAGAAAUGUAAAGUAAAAAAUGGUCCAUAAUAAGGGUGGUGUUUUUAUUUUGAGGGAGGGGGCUGUUUUAUUAAGGUUAUACCAUGUAUUUUUGAGUAUUAUACUUAUGUAUACAAACACUGUAAGUUUGUCUUUGACAAAGAUUAGGCUGUUUUUUUUCCACUCCGAUUGGAGUACGUAGGGCAAGGCAUCAGAAAACAGAACUGUAAGUGGUAGAAUUGCAAAAAGAGGACAACUCUACAGUUGGGAAGUAUUACUUUGAAAGCUGGAGGUCUUAUUUACACCAAACUGAGUUUGGUCUUUUUGUUAAGGAUCACACGUUUCAUCAUUUCAAAUGACUACACUAAUAUCUUGUUUAUAAGAACUUUGCUAAAACAAACACCCUGUUAGGAUUUGCUCCCUAUGUGCUGCAUCGCAGUUUAAUUUUAGAGACAAUGGACCACAAUCUAUUGAGUUCUUUAUAAAGGGGUUGGCUUGUAUUUAAAAGUUUUAAUGUAAAUGUUGUCUACAGAUAUUAACAGGAAGAGGAUUUUACUGCCUUAUGUGUGCUGGGGCUCAGGCAAAAGGUUCUUCUUAUUUAAGAAGUUGAAACACAUUGAUUUCAGAGUUAUGAUAAUUUGACUCAUUUUCACUACAGCUUUAUUAUAUUUAAGAACUAGCUAAACUAAACAGGCAGAAAAACCUACUCUUGCCAAGUUAAAACGGUUACAGCCCCAAGCAAGCCUUUUUAUGUUCACAUUCAUGCAAGGGAAUAUUCCUAAAUCCCUUGUGUCAUACGACUUGUGCUCUUGUGGUGAAUUUGAAACUAAUUAAUGAUCUUAUACCCAAUUGUUUUGUUCAUUCUUUUACACACAUUAUUGGAGUCAUUUUUAUGUGAAAUGUUAGGCCAGUCCUUUUUAAUCACCCCCCCCGUUUAUGUUUUUUAUCUGUGUAUUGUAUGAAAUAGUGUCAGUAAAGUCAUUCCCCGUUUCAUUUAUAA